Molecule: messenger RNA, 1368 nt
Organism: Neogale vison (American mink)
Lineage: Eukaryota; Metazoa; Chordata; Mammalia; Carnivora; Mustelidae
Gene: CALHM1
Product: calcium homeostasis modulator 1
Exons: 3
Coding region: 1-1368 (455 amino acids)
Molecular function (GO): monoatomic cation channel activity
Source: RefSeq, a predicted model, not a curated record
AUGACCGCUACCACCACUGCCAUCCCCACCAGCAUCCCCAGCACCACCAGCACCAGGAACAGCACCAACAGCAUGUUCACCUCCACCACUGUCAUCAGAACCACUCUCACUUUCACCAUCCCCACCACCAUUAUUGCCCCCAUCACAGCCGCCACCAUCACCACCCCAGCCCCUCACCAGAAGGUUUUCAAAGAGACAGUGACCUCAGCCACGGCCCUGAGCUCUGCCCGUGCCAGCCAUGCAGUGGGCACCCGCCAGGCGGAGCAGGCCCCAGGGGCCGUCCUGAAGCAGGGGCGCGGUGUGAGGAGGCUGCCAGGCCCCAAGGGAGGCACAAUGGACAAGUUCCGGAUGAUCUUCCAGUUCCUGCAGUCCAACCAGGAGUCCUUCAUGAACGGCAUCUGCGGCAUCAUGGCCCUGGCCAGCGCCCAGAUGUACUCUGCCUUCGAUUUCAGCUGCCCCUGCCUGCCGGGCUACAAUGCGGCCUACAGCGCGGGCAUCCUGCUGGCGCCCCCCCUCGUGCUCUUCCUGCUCGGCCUGGUGGUGAACAACAACGUGUCCAUGCUGGCCGAGGAGUGGAAGCGGCCCCCGGGCCGCCGGACCAAGGACCCCGCGGUGCUGCGGUACAUGCUCUGCUCCAUGGCCCAGCGCGCCCUCAUCGCGCCCAUCGUCUGGGUGGCCGUCACGCUGCUGGAUGGCAAAUGCUUCCUCUGCGCCUUCUGCACUGCCGUGCCCGUGACGGUGCUGGGCAACGGCAGCCUGGCCCCUGGUCUCUCUGCGCCCGAGCUCGCCCGCCUGCUGGCCCGGGUGCCCUGCCCUGACGUCUAUGAUGGCGACUGGUUGCUGGCCCGCGACGUGGCCGUGCGUUACCUGCGCUGCAUCUCCCAGGCCCUGGGCUGGUCCUUCGUGCUGCUGACCACGCUGCUGGCGUUUGUCGUGCGCUCUGUGCGGCCCUGCUUCACCCAGGCCGCCUUCCUCCAAAGCAAGUACUGGGCCCACUAUAUCAACAUCGAGCGCAAGCUCUUCGAUGAGACGUGCACGGAGCACGCCAAGGCCUUCGCCAAGGUCUGCAUCCAGCAGUUUUUCGAGGCCAUGAACCACGACCUGGAGCUGGGUCACGCCCACGGGGCAGCAGCCACGGCCCCUGAUGGCUCAGCUGCCCCCACCAUCACGGAUGGGGCUGAGGAGGAGAGGGAGAAGCUGCGAGGCAUCACGGAUCAAGGCACCAUGAACAGGCUGCUGGCGAGCUGGCACAAAUGCAAGCCGCCCUUGCGGCUGGGCCAGGAGGAGCCCCUGCUGGGCAAUGGCUGGGCGGGGGGCGGGCCCCAGGCUCCGCGCAAGGAGGUGGCCACCUACUUCAGCAGAGUGUGA